Molecule: messenger RNA, 1779 nt
Organism: Salvelinus sp. IW2-2015
Lineage: Eukaryota; Metazoa; Chordata; Actinopteri; Salmoniformes; Salmonidae
Product: THAP domain-containing protein 1
Source: RefSeq, a predicted model, not a curated record
CGAAGACAAAUCUGUGAAGCCAUUUCGGCCAUUGUGGAAAGUGGAAAGGACCUCGCCAAGAAAGGACUAAAUAAAGCAUUGAAAGACAAGGAAAAGGGACAAGACAACAACUGUUAAAUCUGCCAGUAACUCGCGAUUGUAGAGAUGGUCCAAUCGUGCUCAGCUUACGGAUGCAAAAACAGAUAUCAUAAAGACAAAAACAUUUCAUUUCACAAGUUCCCACUAGCACGGCCAGACGUGUGUGUAAAAUGGGUCGCGGCAAUGAGGAGAAACAACUUCAAACCUACCAGAUACAGUAAUAUCUGCUCUCAGCAUUUCACCAAAGACUGCUUCAAACCAGAGUGCAACAACAGAGUCCUGAAGGAGAAUGCUGUUCCUUCACUAUUCUGUUUCAGUAAACUACAAAUCAAGGCGGAGUCCUUGGCAGACCCGUUCCUUCCAGAGAUGGACUUCCCUCUGACCCUCCCCUCCCUCCCCCUCUCCGACACAGAGGAGCCCCAGCAGGAGAUACAGACAGAGACUCAUCACACUGUAGACCCCCUACCCCUGGUAGAGAACCUUCCCCACAGCAUGUCCAUCUCCUGCGACCACAACUACACCGUAGAGGACACGGUUCAGCAGAAGAAGAGGAUCGAGCAGCUGGAGGAACAGCUGGACAAGCUCAGGAAGAAGUUAAAGACCGUGCAGCAGAAGUGUCGGAGGCAGGAGAGACAGUUGAAGAGGUUUAAGGCUAUCGGAGAGUUCCAGAGGGUGAACAGGGACCCGGCGCUAGGCGAGGGAUAUGUCAUUCUACCCAAACAGCUUUACGAUGCGCUCAAAGGGAUUGAGCCCGUAGAGGACCCGUGAGAUUCAAAUACACCUAGCCUGGGUGUCAGUCUGUGUGUUAUGGAGUUGGCAAGACCACAAAACCGGUCUGGGACCAGGCUAUAAUAGGCCAGGCUACGGACUCUGGGUUUUCUCUGCGUCUGCCUUCAGUGUAUUGGGGUUGUCCCAGGUUUAUCAGUCCCUGCUUUAAAAGGGUCCGUGUGAGGACUCCCACAUCACCUCUCCCAAUAGAGGUGUAGCGGAUGGCUAAGCUAUCUCUACUACCUUACUGACACCUACGACUACUGUCAUCCUGUAUCCAGAGAUGUCUUGUCUAGGGUCCGUGGUAUUGAUGGGGGUUUCUUGUGUCAUUGUGGAGGGUUGUUUGCAACCCGGUCGGUUGGGUUUUCCACUUUCGUCCACAGACAACCAACUACACAUUUAUUUUGUAGCUUUUUAUAUUUCAUUUUACUUCAAGGUUAAAAGGUUAAAGGGCAAAUCCCUCAAGUAAAAUAACUCUCUAUUUGAAGGGUUGCUUUUAGUGUGGUGGAGGGAUGAACACUUGUACUGCAUGUCAUUGUUUAGUAUGUUAGUCAAUUUAUGUCUACUCUUGGGACAAAAAAUGGAAUGAUAAAAUGGAAGGUUUGUAAUUGGCCGGCACUUUCUCUUUAUUUUUUACUGUAAUAUGAAAUCAUGUGACCCGACUGGUUGUCAGUCAGCUGUCUGUCACUUUGAACUAUUGUUGCUGCUGGGAAAUCGACAACCCUGCGUUAGAGCUAAAUGUUAAAAUGUUUUUCAUGAAUAUUGCUAGCAACAACAACAUCUUGGACAAGGGAUCCUUGGGGAAGUUGAGGGUGGAAUGUAAUAUUCACGCACAAUUUCUGUUCUUAAAAUCCUUUAGCACAUCAUGGGUCUGGGAGGCUCGCAUGGAUGUUGGUAUCCACAGUUAUCCAUAAAUUAUUUAAAAAAAAAAAU